CUGUAAGUUCCAGUUACCACUAGAGGACACCCACUUCCACUCUAUCAGGCUUUUUUUUUAUCCUAUUCAUUCCUUCUUUAAUGUUUAACCAAUGUAUCUAAAUGAGUUUCCCCAAUCGUUCAUGAAUUCUGGAUAAUAUUAACAAAGCAUUUCAGCAUUUCAUAGAGGUUAUGCAAUUUAUAGCCAAUGAAACACUAGAAAAUUGUAUAUGCACUGUAGAAUAUUGACUUUUUAAGAAUGAUUUUACAUGGUAUAUUCAGGCCUUUUUUAUUUUUAAUUCUCUGGUAUUUCAAAGUUUUCCAUUACUGUGGGAAUGCUGUUAACCAUUAAAAAAAAAAAUGUGUUUAUACGUUUAUAAAAUAUGACCAGCUCAAUUGCUGGAAAUAUUGCAAUGCUUCGCCAUUAAAUAUCUUGGAUGCAUGAAAUUCCAAAUCCCUAGCAUUUUAAUUCACUUGCCUUAAUAUUGCUAUAAUGCUGUUAGACAGUCAUAUGACAAUGAAAUGUCUGAAAGGGUAAUUGUUGUGAAUCAUCAGAGUAUUUGCACAGUAAGAACCAUAAAGCCCUUUCAGCUUGUGUAAAGUUCUUUGUCUGUAACAAAAGGUGCCUUUUAUGUGCAAUGUGAUGCAGAAGUGGAGAUUAAGUGAGGAUGAUUUUGUUGAGUGUAAAUAUAAAAUCUGAUUAUCUCUGCUGGGAGGGGGAGGGGAGGGAGGCAGGGAGAUGCUGAGGCAAUAACUUUUCCUCUGAUAUCCUGCAAGGGCAUGGAAGUACGCUUUUCCUCUUGCUGCUUAGCAAGUCUGCAUCGGACAGUUGGGAUUUCAUGGGAUGCACUAUAUAUGCAGCCAGUUCUGAGGCUCCUUCAGCAGAGGGGCCUGAUCUACAGAGACACCCCCAUGGUCACAGCACCAGGACCUGUCGCACCCGUGACCGGCUUAAGACUAUGAGUGAUCAUCAGGAUCAGGCUGAAGAUGUCGGCCUCUUAACACCUCAUGAUCAGUCAGAGCCCUCAAAGGAUGAUGACAUGCAUUUCAGGGUACAUCUAAUAGAUGAUCUGUCAUAUGAAGAUGUCAAGAAAUGCUACCGUGGAUCUACCGUCAGCAAGUACAAUGCACAGUACCACAAGCUUUUCCAGAGCGUUCCUAAAGAAGAGCUCCUGAUGAAAGUUUACUCCUGCGCCCUGCUGCGAGACAUCCUGCUGCAAGGCCGACUCUACAUCUCUCGAAACUGGUUGUGUUUCUACGCCAACCUCUUUGGUAAAGACAUCAAGGUGGCCAUUCCUGUUGCAUCCGUGCGGUUGGUGAAGAAACAUAAGACAGCAGGUCUGGUUCCUAAUGGCUUGGCUAUCACCACAGACAGCAGUCAGAAGUAUGUGUUCGUAUCUCUACUGUCCAGAGAUAGCGUCUAUGAUGUGUUGAGACGCAUCUGCACACAUCUACAGGUCAAUGGGAAGAAGAUCCUAAGCCUCAAGCAGUACAUGGAGGAGCCUAACUCGUUAUCUCUGGAUGAGUUCCCUGUCCCCGAAGUUUUCCCUGUACCAGAUGAGUUUCCUCCGGUGCUGAAGUGGAGGAGGAAGCCGUCAGUUGUGUCAGUAGCUUCUUCUCUUCCUGACUUACUGGGAAACUCCACCGCCGGCCUGAGUGCUGUAGAUACCCCCUUUCAGGCAGACAAGCCUCUGGAGGAUCAAAGUCUGGAAACCAAGAAAAUCCUCCUGACAGAGACGAUACCAGAACUGGGCCAGAUGGAGUACCAGCUACUGAAGUUCUUCAUCCUGCUCAUUAUCCUGCUCAUCCUGUCGUCGUGUUACCUGGCCUUUCGUGUCUGCAGCCUGGAGCAGCAGCUCUCUUUCCUCAGCAACAACCCUGCACUGACUCUCAGAGAGAGGUAACCACUGACAGUCAACACUGCACUUUACAGGGAAGUCGGUCCAGCGCUGGCGCUCUCUCUGUCUCCGUGGCCACCUUGCAACUAUGCAAACAAACUCUCUUAUGUAUUUAUGCAAAGUCUGUCUCGGAUUGUGUUAACAAUGAGUCUGACUUAGGAACAGAAGACUGGAAGUGUUCUCAAAUAGUCAUUCUGUUUUACUGGAUCCAAGAAGAAAGGACCUGACUGGCCUACACAGGAUAUAGACUGCAACCCCUGUUUAUUACAGUGAUGGAAUAUUAUGGAAGGCUCUGUUUCCACCAAUAAAAACUCUUCUUGUGGUCACUUGUCGCCUAAUAAGGGCAAAUGUAUAAACCGCUCUACAUCAAACCAGUUGAAUGACUUUCAAUAGGUUAUGAAUAUCUUGAAUAUGUAUAGCUCAGGAUCUAAUGCAGUACACUUAGAUAAGAUUAUUUUAUUUAUUUAUAUGCAAGCCACUUGCCAUGUUCUAGCUCUUCCAAUAGGAUUUAGAUGACAGCAUCAUGAAAAUAUCUAAUAUGUCUUUGGUGUGAUCAGGUCGUCAUCAGUCUUACUAUGUGUUCACAGCUUGAUCGGCUCAAGUCAGUGACCUGGGCAGAAUGUUUAUGGCAUAUUGAAUGUUUACUCAAGUAAAUUUUGAAGCUCAAGAAUUCAUGGACAAUAAAAUAGUGCAUUUUCAUGUACUUUCCAGAGGU
Messenger RNA from Cyprinus carpio (common carp), 2591 nucleotides. Its product is annotated as GRAM domain-containing protein 2A-like. The record is from RefSeq and is a predicted model, not a curated record. NCBI's taxonomy places the organism in Eukaryota, Metazoa, Chordata, Actinopteri, Cypriniformes, Cyprinidae. Gene Ontology annotation, cellular component: organelle membrane contact site; extrinsic component of cytoplasmic side of plasma membrane; endoplasmic reticulum membrane. Gene Ontology annotation, biological process: regulation of store-operated calcium entry. Gene Ontology annotation, molecular function: phosphatidylinositol-4,5-bisphosphate binding.